Messenger RNA from Emiliania huxleyi CCMP1516, 963 nucleotides. RefSeq lists its product as hypothetical. Bases 1 to 963 code for a protein of 320 amino acids. The transcript is spliced from 4 exons. Gene Ontology annotation, molecular function: Hsp90 protein binding. NCBI's taxonomy places the organism in Eukaryota, Haptophyta, Isochrysidales, Noelaerhabdaceae. The record is from RefSeq and is a predicted model, not a curated record.
AUGAUGCGCGAGCGCCUUUGCUCGGUACGCCGCCUUGAGGUCCUCUGGGGAGGCAUCCGCAGCAACACCGAGCAGUCGUCGAGCGGCGUCGUGGGAGGUGGAGAGCUGCCGGGACAGGGCUCCGUCGCCGCGCACUCGCCCUCCGCCCUCAAGGACGCGGGCGGGGAGGCCCUCGCCGCGGGCGACAUCGUCCGCGCGACUCAUAUGUACACGAUGGCCAUCGACUUGGUCCUCGAGGGCGAGGCGCCGCCGGCGAGUGGCGCAGAUUGGUUCGCGCUGGACGCCAAGAGCGGCGGCGUGCUCCACGCGCUGCUCUCCAACCGCUCGCUCACGCUGCUCAAGCAAGAGGACGCUCCGGCGGCGGCAGAGGACGCAGAGCACUGCACAUGUGCUCGGCCUGACUGGCCCAAGGGCCACCUGCGCCUCCUCGCGGCGCUCGACGCUUCCUUCACGCCGCUCGAGGAACGCCGCCGCGUGUGCGCCCGCGCGCUGCGCGCAUGCCCCGGCCACCGAGCGCUGCACGAGGCCAUGACGGUGCUUGACGCUGAGGCGGCCACCGCCGCUGCCGGCAAGCCGGCCGGGCGCCGCGCCGAGGAGGAAGAGGCGGAGCAGAUCGCGGCGACGCGGCGCGUCGCGGAGGACCCCGGCGACCCGCGCCGAUUCAUGGCGGCAGGGGACUUCGGCUCGGCGCUCGCGGUCGGAGCGUUUGGCUUGCAGAAGGACGUGGCCGCGGCGGAGGUGUACCUGCGAGGCGCCGAGAUGCUCCGCCGGGCCGCCGAGGGCGGCGACGAGAGCGCGGCCGCGACCUGCGAUCAGCUUCUCUCCGAAGCAAAGGCGCGCGAGGAGGAGGCGCUCUUCAAGCUGCGGGCGCUGGCGAGCGGCGGCGACUCGCGAGCGCGCGCCGUGCUCGAGCAGCACGAGGCGGAGCGCGCGGCGGAUCUCCUUGUCUUCUCCUGCAUCUAG